GCAUGUGUCAGACGCAUGCGCGAUGCCGCCUUACGUGGCAUCGGCACUCAGUCCAGUCGGAGUGUCGGAGUGGUCAGUUACAUCGAGUCACAUCGACGUAUAUUUCUCAUGCAGCAUAUUCCAGAUAUAGGAAGGCAGCAUCCAUAUGCUGCGCCUGUGCCUCCAAUAAACAAUCAACAAAACUUUAUAAAGCCGCCGAUUGUGGGAGAACAGAAUCUGUCGAAUUCACAAAUGCAUUCUAACUUAAUGUCGGCCCCGCCGCCUGUGGAACACCCUCAAGUAAUGGGACCUCCGACGACAGGCGUUCCUGGCUCUCAAAUACCUUCGCGUUUACCUACAGGUUUUCACCGACAUGGGCAAGCUCCUGUAGGUUAUCAAACUCAGGGGACUAAUCUCCCAAACGCUAACCUACUCCAAUCUGGAAUGCCGCCGUAUAAUCCUGUACCACCAUUACCGGCGCAAGUGCAAGGAAGGCCAACAGAUCAAGAUUUGUCACAAUUUGCUCCUCCUCUUUCAACAACGGGACAGACUAUAGCGAGUCCUCCAGCGACCGGUUAUUCUCAAGCUCGGCAAAAGCAAUAUUUACCACCAAUGCCGGGCCAAACUAUAACGAGUCCUGUAGGGCCAGGGCCAGGGCCAGGGCCAGGUUUAGGGCAGCAACCUGCUCAAAGACAAUAUGGCUCUAAUAUGCCUCCAUUACCAGGGCAAGCUUUAUCCAGUCCUUUAGGAGUAAACCGUACAUCGCCUGGUAUCCCUUCAAACUAUCAACAACCAACGUACCAACAGCCUGGAUAUCAUAACCAAAUGGAUAUGUAUAAUAAUCAAAGGAACAUGUAUCAGACUAAUGCACCUAAUGCUACAGGAUAUCAACCUCAACAAGCUAGACGACUUGACCCAGAACAGAUGCCGAGUCCGAUUCAAGUGAUGCAAGACGAUCAAAAUAUGAGAGGUGGAGUAUUCAUAACGAGUCAGAAAGGACUGGUACCACCUUUGGUGACGACAAAUUUUAUAACUCAGGAUCAAGGAAAUGCCUCUCCCAGAUAUAUCAGGUCCACUAUGUAUACCGUUCCCACUACUACUGAUAUUAUAAAACAGACCAAUGUUCCCUUUGGACUUGUGAUAAGUCCAAUGGCUCGUAUCGUGCAAGGAGAAUGUGAACCACCAAUUGUAGAUAUGGGCGAAAUUGGGCCAGUACGUUGCGUACGUUGUAAAGGUUACAUGUGUCCGUUUAUGCAAUUUAUUGACUCCGGUCGAAGAUUUCAAUGCAUGUUCUGUAAAGCGACGACAGAAGUUCCAAAUGAAUAUUUCCAACACUUAGACCAGUUAGGGCAACGUUUAGAUCGUUACGAGAGACCUGAAUUAACGUUGGGUACAUUCGAAUAUAUGGCCACAAAAGAUUAUUGCAGGGACAAUGUUUUUCCAAAAUCACCAGCCAUUGUGUUCAUAAUCGACGUAUCGUACAAUACAGUUAAAUCUGGAUUAGUGAACUUAUUGUGUACAAAUAUAAAAUCCAUAAUAAAGAAUCUACCUAUUGACGCAGGGCAAACCAAAAGUAAAAUGAAAGUUGGCUUUAUAACAUAUAAUAAUACCGUGCAUUUUUAUAACAUCAAUUCUUGUCUUGCUCAACCACAAAUGAUGGUUGUUGGAGAUAUUCAAGAUGUAUUUAUGCCGCUUUUGGACGGAUUUCUGUGCGACGUCGAAGAGAGUGAGGCAGUUAUCGAUAGUCUUAUGAUACAAAUUCCUCAAAUGUUUGCGGAUACUCGAGAAACAGAAACAAUUCUUGCUCCUGCCAUACAAGCUGGAUUAGAAGCAUUAAAGGCGUCCCAACGUUCUGGCAAAUUAUUGAUAUUCCAUUCAUCUUUACCAAUUGCCGAAGCACCUGGGAAAUUGAAAAACCGUGAUGACCGUAAAGUACUUGGAACUGAUAAAGAAAAAACGGUAUUAGUUCCGCAGAAUAAUGUCUAUAAUAAUUUGGGUCAAGAAUGUGUCGGUGCAGGUUGCAGUGUAGAUUUGUUUAUCUUUAAUAAUUCAUAUGUAGAUAUAGCAACAAUUGGUCAAAUUUGUCGUCUUACUGGAGGAGAGAUUUAUAAAUACACUUAUUUCCAGGCCGAUAUCGAUGGUGAAAGAUUAAUUUCAGAUGUUAUUAAUAAUAUUAGUAGGCCAAUCGCUUUUGACGCUGUUAUGCGAGUACGUACAUCUACAGGUGUUAGAGCGACCGACUUCUAUGGUCAUUACUUUAUGUCCAAUACAACUGAUAUGGAAUUAGCCAGCAUAGACUGCGAUAAGGCUGUUGGAAUAGAAAUUAAACAUGACGACAAACUAACAGAGGAUGAAGGUGUGUACAUUCAAGCGGCUCUGCUAUAUACUUCCUGCAGUGGUAUUAGAAGAUUGCGAAUCAUAAACCUGAGCCUGAAAACCUCAUCGCAAAUGGUCGAAUUAUAUCGCGCGUGCGAUUUGGAUGCUAUUAUAAAUUAUUUCUCUAAGCAAAAUAUUUUUAAAUUACUGGAGUCUACUCCAAAAACGGUAAAGGAUAAUUUGAUUGCACGAUGUGCAAAUAUGCUGGCUAUAUAUCGAAAACAUUGUGCAACACCAUCCAGUGCUGGACAAUUAAUACUACCAGAAUGCAUGAAGUUACUUCCACUUUACAUAAACUGUUUGUUGAAAAGCGAUGCAUUAACAGGAGGAGCUGAUAUGACCAUUGAUGAUAGAUCUUAUGUAAUGCAAGCGGUCGCAACAAUGCCUAUUUCCAUAUCCGUUGCAUAUGUUUAUCCCAGAUUAUUUCCUUUACACGAUGUUGAUCCUCAAGAUUCGGAACUGCCUCUAAUGUUGCGUUGCUCUAUUGAUAAAUUUACAGACGAUGGCGCUUAUUUACUUGAAAACACCAUCCAUAUGUUCUUAUGGUUGGGCAUGGCACUUUCUUCCCAAUGGGUACAGAGUGUCUUUGGAGUACCUUCGGUGGUCCAAGUCGAUACAGAUCGUGCAACACUACCGAUCUUAGAUACUCCUUUAAAUAAUAGAAUCAGAAAUAUUAUUAAUCGGAUACGUGCCGAAAGACAUCGCUGUGUGAAAUUAACGAUAGUAAGACAACGUGAAAAAUUAGAAAUGGUGUUACGUCAUUUCUUGGUUGAAGAUAGAGGAAAUGAUGGAAGUCCUAGCUACGUCGAUUUCCUAUGCCACAUGCACAAAGAAAUAAGAACACUUCUUAGUCAAUAAAUAAUUUUUUAAGUACUCAGCUAACUUCUAUUCGAAUUCUGGCUCUUUUGCAUCGAUGAUUUGUUAUCUCGUUGCCUAAAGAAAUUCAAGCAAGGCAUUGUCCUCGAUCAUUGUAUUUUUAUGCAUCCAAACAUGCAUUAAACAUUACACAGACACACACAUAAGAUGGCCCAUUUGUGCAUUUUAAAUAUCUUAUUUUGAAUAAUAGAAAAAAAAUUAAAGUUGAGGUUUAUAGUUUCGAGGAACAUAUGUAGUGGUAAUACUUUCAUUUUUCAUAGAGGCAUAAAGAAGAUUUCAAAAGCAACUUGAUUUUUUAAAAUAAAAUCAAAAUAAUUUUUCUUAUAUAAACAUGGUUUACUUAGUUAUUCUGCAUAUAAAAGUAUUAAAGUAAGGAUAUCACAAAAAAUCAAUACUUUAUUUUAUACUUUAUUCUGGUAUAUUUUGACACGAAAUAUAAAAUAUUUCU
Temnothorax curvispinosus is the source of this 3679-nucleotide messenger RNA. RefSeq names its product protein transport protein Sec24C (gene Sec24CD). The coding region runs from base 16 to 3213 and encodes 1065 amino acids. Gene Ontology annotation, cellular component: endoplasmic reticulum exit site; COPII vesicle coat. Gene Ontology annotation, biological process: COPII-coated vesicle cargo loading; intracellular protein transport; endoplasmic reticulum to Golgi vesicle-mediated transport. The transcript is spliced from 15 exons. Gene Ontology annotation, molecular function: SNARE binding; zinc ion binding. NCBI's taxonomy places the organism in Eukaryota, Metazoa, Arthropoda, Insecta, Hymenoptera, Formicidae. The record is from RefSeq and is a predicted model, not a curated record.